CUUUAGUAAUCAUUACUACACACAAGCAAGCUUCUUAAAUCUUGUAUUUUCCACAUUUAUAAUCAGACGCUCCUUCACAAGAACAAACCGACAUUCUCUUUCUCUGGCUAAAUAUUCCUCUCUGAUAAACCCUUACAAUGUCAAACAUGGUUAAGGCGUUAUUAUUAUGGACAGAGCAGGAAAAAGAGAAGAAGGAGAAGAAAGAGAAGAAACCCAGUUGGGAAAUCGGCGUCUGAAGCUUUGUCGGAACCCAUUUUCCGGUUUCGGGUUUUGGGUGUCGAAGAAUCUACGGAACUUGUACCGCAAAGCUCGGUUAUCGAACAAUGGGUUUUUUUGUUCCUCGAGAAGGGUUGAGUUCGAUGGCAAUGUGGUGAACAACUCCGUUUUCUUUGUUUCAGAUUAUUGUUUUCUUGAAGAAGAAGAAGAAAGGGGGGCCGUAAUGGAGUGUCUGGGCGAGAAGAAAAAUGGGAAUAAUGAAGGGUUUGGUGAGAAUGCUAAUGAAGUUGAGACAUUUGGGGAUUUGAUUGCGGAAGAGGGUCGUGAGAGUAGUUCCAGUUCUGAUUUUCUGACGUCGGAAACGACAGGACAUGAAGAGGAACAGAGCCAUAGUAGCUCCGAGGAAUCGUCUUCUUCUCCGACGACAUUGGGUUGGCCUGUUGAGAAACCCGAGGCACAAGAUUGCGCCAGUCAAUGUGGUGAUGAAUCCGGAGAGAAAAAAGGAUCAGAAAUUUCAGAGAUUGAGUUGAUGAAGGAAAGGUUCUCGAAAUUGCUGCUUGGAGAAGAUAUGUCCGGUUCUGGAAAUGGGGUUUCUACGGCAUUGGCUAUAUCAAAUGCCAUUACUAAUCUUUGUGCUACCUUAUUUGGGCAACUUUGGAGGCUUGAACCUUUGCCUCAAGAGAAGAAGCUCAUGUGGCGACGAGAGAUGGAAUGGCUUCUUUGCGUGAGCGAUCACAUCGUUGAGUUGAUACCUUCCUGGCAGACAUUUCCAGAUGGAAGCAAACUCGAGGUCAUGACUUGCAGACCUCGUGCGGAUCUCUAUGUAAAUCUUCCCGCACUUCGUAAAUUGGAUAACAUGCUACUUGAGAUACUAGACGAUUUUGAGAAUACGGAGUUCUGGUAUGUGGACCAAGGGAUUUUGGCCCCAGAUGCUGAUGGAUCAUCCUCAUUCCGGAGAACACUUAAGCGCCAGGAGGAAAAGUGGUGGCUACCUGUGCCCCGAGUUCCUCCAGGUGGCCUCCAUGAAGAUACAAGAAAACAAUUGCAGCACAAGCGUGAUUGCACAAACCAAAUAUUGAAAGCUGCAAUGGCUAUCAACAGUAUUACUUUGGCUGAUAUGGGAAUCCCUGAAUCAUAUCUGGAAUCUCUUCCAAAGAAUGGAAAAGCCUGCCUGGGAGAUCUUAUAUAUCGAUAUAUUUCGUCAGAGCAAUUUUAUCCUGAAUGUCUACUGGAUUGCCUUGACUUGUCAUCUGAACAUCAAGCCAUAGAGAUCGCUAACCGAGUAGAGGCCUCAAUGUACAUGUGGCGCAGAAAAGUCAACUCUAAACCUGCCAGCAAUACAUCACGAUCCAGCUCAAGAUCGUCAUGGGAAAUGGUCAAAGAGCUGAUGAUGGAUGCAGAGAAAAGGGAGUUACUUGCAGAAAGAGCAGAAAGUCUCCUUCUUUGCUUGAAACAACGCUUCCCAGGUCUUCCACAGACGGCCUUAGAUAUGAGCAAAAUCCAGUACAAUAAGGAUGUUGGGAAAUCCAUUUUGGAGAGUUAUUCAAGAGUUUUGGAGAGCCUUGCAUUUAAUAUUGUGGCACGUAUUGACGAUCUUCUUUAUGUUGACGACUUGACCAAACAUUCUGAUCAGUUCUGUUCGAUCUCGAAAGUUGGUUUGCUCGCUCAGAAUGGUCCUCCAAUGUCAUAUUCAGUGCCUGUUCCAUGUACUCCAUACAAAACAGCUUUCACUACACCAAGCUUUUCUCCUGCGCGUCUAGUUAGCCCUGCUAGAGGGGAUAGAUCUCCGUUUAUCACGAGCGGAAAGAUUCCCCAGCGCGGACUAGGUGUGAAAAAGGUUUUGACAGAUUAUCUCAGCAUUGAGACAAAAGGAAACAUUUUUGGAAGUUCUAAUGGAAAAGCAGGCUCAAUAUCAAAGACUACGCAUGGGAUCAUACCUGGAUCUCAAGCAGGAACAGAACCUUCCGACUCCAGAAAAACAACAAGCCCAUCAAUGCGGGACCGAUUUGAGAGGGAUGAUAUCUGAGAAUGAAUUCUGAUGAUGGCAUUUUCCAAAAUAUGUAGUAUUCUCUUCCAGAACUAGCUCUGUAAUGUCUUCUUUAAUUGGCAUAGUAGGUAUAUUUCAGAAUGGAAAAGGUCCCAAGGUACUAUAGUUUUUUCAAAAUGCCGGUCUUAGAAUUUAUGCUUGUAAUAGUGAUGAGUUGAUGAGUUGAGUUUGUUCCUGACUGACUCAAGUCGAACUGGGAUUGUAAAAAAAGAAAGAAGCCAAUAUUUCGUUUCUUUGUUCAUAACUA
This is a messenger RNA of Morus notabilis, 2510 nucleotides long. Its product is annotated as rop guanine nucleotide exchange factor 7. Gene Ontology annotation, molecular function: guanyl-nucleotide exchange factor activity. The record is from RefSeq and is a predicted model, not a curated record. The transcript is spliced from 7 exons. Lineage: Eukaryota; Viridiplantae; Streptophyta; Magnoliopsida; Rosales; Moraceae. Bases 167 to 2242 code for a protein of 691 amino acids.